AUGGGUGCCACCACCCUGGGGACACCGGACGUCACCCUGGUUCCCUUUGCAGACCGCCCCCCACCGAAGAAGCCGGCGGCUCAUCUUAUAGCCGGCGCCGACGUCUCAUCCCAAGCCAACGGAUCCCUUCGGUGGGAACCCGGCAAAUCGUGGGCCUUCAUCCGGGGCCUGGGCUACCGCGGCGGCUCCCUCGUUUGCCGCCAACCCGGUCUCUACUUCGUCUACGCCAAGGUGCAACUGGGUGCUCCCACCUGCCCGACGCGCGCCGCCACCCUCCACGGCAUCCACAAACGAACGCCCCGUUAUCCCGGUGUCCUUGACCUUCUGGUCAAUAAGGUGGUUUAUUGUCCCCAAGCCCAUGGGGUCCCCUGGGCCCGGUACAGUUUUUUGGGGGGACUCGUACACCUCGAAAUGGGGGACGAGGUCUUCACGCGGGUGCAGGCCCCCGAGUUGGUGCGGGCGGUGGAUGGCACCCGUUCCUAUUUUGGGAUGUUUAUGGUGUGA
Molecule: messenger RNA, 504 nt
Organism: Nipponia nippon (crested ibis)
Lineage: Eukaryota; Metazoa; Chordata; Aves; Pelecaniformes; Threskiornithidae
Source: RefSeq, a predicted model, not a curated record